Messenger RNA from Medicago truncatula (barrel medic), 3851 nucleotides. RefSeq names its product kinesin-like protein KIN-14J. Bases 325 to 3543 code for a protein of 1072 amino acids. Gene Ontology annotation, biological process: microtubule-based movement. The transcript has 22 exons. Lineage: Eukaryota; Viridiplantae; Streptophyta; Magnoliopsida; Fabales; Fabaceae. Gene Ontology annotation, cellular component: microtubule cytoskeleton. The record is from RefSeq and is a predicted model, not a curated record. Gene Ontology annotation, molecular function: ATP binding; microtubule motor activity; microtubule binding.
UACUUUACUAUCUCCAAAAUUGCAGGCCUGGCCUGAACGCUUUUUCAAUUUGAAAACGAAGUAGUACGUAACAAACAAAGAAAAACGCUUUUCUUUUCCUCUUCAACAACAACGCACACUCUCUCUCUCAAUCUCAACAAAUCUUGCACCUAAUUUCCGUUAUCCAUUUCCUCUACACCCAAAAUUCACUUUAUUUUCGCUUCGAUCCGUUCCAUUUUCUUCAACAUUUUAUCGGUUUCUUCUCCUCCACCGCCUUUUCCUUCACCGCAUUGCUUCCAGUGUAGAAUUAGUUAAUCAAAGGGGAAAAGGGUAUCCGAAACGAGCAUGCAGUGGGAACAGGAGGGAAGUGUGAAUCAAAUUGAAGAAGAAGGUAGCCGACUUGCACCUCUGAUAACAUGGAUAAAUGCUGUGCUUCCUAACUUUAACCUGCCCCUAGAAAUUUCUGAGGAAGAAUUAAGGGCAUGCUUGAGGGAUGGAUCCGUAUUAUGUACCAUUUUGGACAAGCUGGUUCCUGGUUCGCUGGAGGGAAGUGGUUCUUCGAAUGAGCCGAUGAGCGUCGAAAGGUUUCUGGUGGCCUUGGAUGAACUUGGAUUAUCGGGAUUUGAAUUGUCAGACCUGGAGCAGGGAUCCAUGGUGCCCGUGUUGCAGUGCCUUCAGAAUCUGAAAGCUCACUUUGUAUAUAAUGCUGCACGAGAAAAUAUCCGAGGUUGUUCCAGGAAGAGGUGGGACCAGCCCGUCCUAACAUCCUUUGAAGAAACUGAUAGUCGUCUCAAGGAUGCUUCAAAUUUCCAAUCCGCUGUUGAUGGUUAUGUUGAAUCAGAUGGAAUUGCUUCCCUCGAUCAUCUUGGAUUCAAAUCCAAUGAACUGUUGAAGUUGAAGCAAGGACUUCGCGUGGAUAUUUCAGAUGCAAAACUUAAUGAAUUAUUAACUUCAAACAAUUUGGACAGUGUCUCAACUCAAUUUCUUUUUGACAUAGUAAAUAGGAUCCUAAGUGAUAUCUUCGAAAGGAAGAAUGGAGAUAUACCUCAAGCUCAACGUGCAGCAUGCUUGUUGGGGAAAAUUCUGCAAGUAAUUGAGUUACGCUUUUCAAAUCAAGCAGAAAGCAUGAAAAAUCAAAACAAUAUUUUCAAGGCUCGUGAGGGAAAGUAUCAAACAAAAAUAAAUGCGCUUGAAACCAUGGCGGUUGGGACAACUAAAGAGAAUGAGGUUGUGACAGGUUGGGUUCAGCAGUUGAAGUUUUCUGUGCAGCUUGAAAAAACUAAAUUUGAGGAGAAGAAGAAACUUGAAGAGCAGGAUUUUUCUCAAUUAAAGAAAGACAAAGUUCGCAAUGAAAUUGAAAUUUCUGCAUUGAAGCAAGAUUUGGAAAUGGCGAAAAGAUCACAUGAAGAACAUGUUUUGCAGUUAGAAGUGCAAGCUUCUGAAUCUAAAGCUGAAUAUGAGAAAAGGAUACGGGAACUUAAAUGCCAGCUUGCUGAUGCAAAGACGCAAGUGAAGGAACUAGAGACUUUUUCGGAAUCCAGAUAUUUGAAUUGGAAGAAUAAAGAGCAUACCUAUCAAAGUUUUUUAAAUCAGCAAUUUGGAGCUUUCAAGGAAUUGAAAGCUGUCAUGAAAUCUGUCAAAGAUGAAGUGAUAAAAACAAAAAGAAGCUACUUAGAAGAAUACAAGUACUUCGGAAUCAAGCUCAAAGGUCUAGCCGAGGCUGCUGAUAAUUAUCAUGUUCUUCUAACAGAAAAUAGGAAAUUAUAUAAUGAAGUUCAAGAUUUGAAAGGAAAUAUCAGGGUAUAUUGUCGAAUUAGACCAUUUCUUUCGGGGCAAAGUCAGAACCAUACAACAGUUGAGUUUAUUGGUGAUGAUGGAGAACUAAUUAUUAGCAAUCCUCUUAAACAAGGAAAAGAAAGCCGCAAGCUUUUUAAAUUUAAUAAGGUUUUUGGUCAAGCAACAAGUCAGGAGGAAGUAUUCUUGGACACUCGACCACUAAUUCGUUCUGUUCUUGAUGGGUUCAAUGUUUGUAUAUUUGCUUAUGGUCAAACUGGCUCCGGAAAGACUUACACCAUGAGUGGACCUAACCUAUCAUCAAAGUCAGACUGGGGAGUCAACUAUCGGGCACUUCAUGAUCUUUUCCAUAUCUCCCAGAGUAGGAAAAAUUCUAUUGUUUACGAAGUUGGAGUUCAAAUGGUUGAAAUUUAUAAUGAACAAGUUCGUGAUUUACUGUCAAGCAAUGGUCCUCAGAAGAGACUUGGGAUUUGGAAUACUACCCAACCAAAUGGAUUGGCUGUCCCUGAUGCAAGUAUGCAUUCUGUGAAUUCAAUGCAAAAUGUCCUUGAGUUGAUGAACAUUGGGAUGAUGAAUCGGGCAACUAGUGCAACAGCCUUAAACGAAAGAAGUAGUAGAUCACACAGUGUUCUCUCUAUUCAUGUCCGAGGAACGGAAGUGAAGACCAACUCUCUGUUGCGUGGAUGUCUGCAUCUUGUAGAUCUUGCGGGAAGUGAAAGAGUGGAUCGCUCUGAAGCUACCGGAGAUAGGCUUAAGGAGGCUCAGCAUAUAAACAAAUCACUAUCUGCACUUGGAGAUGUUAUAUUUGCUCUGGCUCAAAAGAGCCCACAUGUGCCAUAUAGAAAUAGCAAAUUGACUCAACUUCUUCAGAGUUCGUUAGGUGGUCAAGCAAAAACCCUUAUGUUUGUACAGCUUAAUCCUGAUGUUGCUUCAUACUCUGAAACUAUAAGCACUUUGAAGUUUGCUGAAAGGGUUUCUGGUGUUGAGUUAGGCGCUGCUCGUAGCAACAAAGAGGGAAGGGAUGUGAGAGAACUAAUGGAGCAGAUGUCAUUUCUCAAGGAUGCCAUGGCAAGGAAGGAUGAAGAGAUUGAGCGGCUGCAGUUGCUCAAGGCCAAUCAUAACGGUGCAAAACCUUUAUCUCCAUCACUAAGACAUGCGUCAUCAUCUCCAAGGAGACAUUCCGUAGGGACUCCCCGCAAAAGCACAAGACUUACUGGAGCAAGGAGCCUGGGAGUCAAUGAAAAAGCUGCUUUUGACACGGAUAACGGCUCAGAGUACAGUGAUAAGCAUUCAGAAGCUGGUUCUCAUCAAUCACUGGAUGAUUUCAGGAACAAGUCCAGUUUCCUUCAGUUGAAAUUACCUCGAGAAGACGUCGAUCAAAAUUUUAAUGACGACAUUGAACUCUUAAGAUUUGGAGAUGCAGAUUCCGAGGAGAGAUUAAGUGAUAUAUCUGAUGGUGGGCUUUCAAUGGGAACAGAAACUGAUGGUUCAAUCAGCAGUAUUGUAGAGUAUACUCUUUUCCCUGAUCCCGAGAAGACAGCUGAAUCCACACCAGUUAAGGAUAUGACAUUCGACAGCCUUCAUGCUCAGAGCAUGGAAAAGCCCAUUAUGCCAUCAAGAAUUCCCAAAGCUCCGCAAGUCCAGCCAAAACUGCAGACAAGAACUUCAAGGUUAUCAUUGAACAGAAGCACCUCGAAGGUUUCGUCAAGUGUUAAAAAAACCCCAGCCGGUAGUUCUUCUUCAGCGAGGCCUUCUAAACGAUGGCAAUAGUUAGGAUUCCACAUGGAUGUUGUAGAGUGUUUGUAGAGAUAGCCUAUAGGAACUUUUAAUUCACGUUAGGUGCUAAAUAUAUUUAUUAUACUGUACUCAAGGCUCAAGAGUUAUAGCUGAUUUCAGCUUCAAUGUGUUAUUAUUGAAUGAGGCAAUUGCAAACUCUAGCUUUGUAAGUUAGUUUGUAUGUAAGUUUCAAGGUCUUGUUACUGAUCACUGAAUCCGUUGUAUUUAUAACUUUCCUUUCAGUAUGUUUUCAGCGUAGCUGAAGGAAGAAAUGCCACAAUUGAUCUAACAUUCAAACCUAA